Porites lobata is the source of this 5470-nucleotide messenger RNA. The record is from the annotation of a GenBank genome assembly. NCBI's taxonomy places the organism in Eukaryota, Metazoa, Cnidaria, Anthozoa, Scleractinia, Poritidae.
AUGGCAGCCUCGAAGCUGGAAAUCAAUUUCUGCCGUCUAUUGGAACGCUGCGAAGCGAUGGCCUCAGAAAUCCAGGAGAAUAAAGAAAACGUAAGCUGGAGGUUGGAAAAAGUGAGUUAUGGCAUUCAUCAAAAAAUUGUGUUCUACUGUUACCUCUCUAGGAUUUGAACAAACGGUCGACCCCAGCGGUCUGGUCGGGUUUGUAACAAUUUUUCACCGUUUUUCCACUCCAUAUUGCAGUAUGUUUUAACGCUACAGAGGCAAGCUGCCGAACUAAAAAAGUCAGAAAGGUUAGUUAUUAAAUGCAGAGUAAUAAGAUAAAAGUUAAACGAGCAAUACGUUAAUGUAAAAUAGUGCUUUUAAAUAAUAAGCUUAAAACAGCUGAUACAGGUAGUCUUUACUCUGACGAGUCUUUAUGUCGGGUCGAUUGUUUUUAUUAUUAAUAUUUUAGUCAUCACAUUAGAGCUUUUUUAUCAGUACCUGACCCAGUUAAAUAAAGGAGAAGAUAGUCUUUUCAUAUUAAAGGAAAGAGUUCAUCGUCUUGGUAUACCGACAAUGGACAUAGCUAGUUCACUGUUUAAUUUUGGUACCCCGAUAUGGCGGACUGAAGCAGACAUCUCCCUUUGGUAGCAGGCAGCGGUUGGCUGGCCUGAGCUAAAUUUAAGUUGUCUAGCAGUAUACAACAUUCUGAAAGGCAGAUGACUUGUGUCUCUAACGUACUGUAGGCAUCAGUGGUCAGGGAUGUAGAUAAUGAGGCCUUCCAAGGGGUAAAAGCGACAUGCGACACGGCCCUGAAAACUGGCGACAUGGGAAUUUUUAAAAAGCGAGAAGUGACAUGCCUACGCUGCUAAAAUGCGACAGCGACAUACUAAACAGUGAAAAACGACGGUGACAUUGGAAAGUUGUGCAUUUUAUCAAUAAAAGUGACUCAGAAUACAGGAAAUUGCAUUUCUGAGGGUUCAGAUUUUCCAAAUUUUCCCGCAGGAGCCUACCCUUAAAGAAGAAGAAGAAGCGUUCAUCCUUCGCCGCUCACAAAGUUUUGCCAACUGACCACCAUGAAAAUCCUGUUAUAGCCCUGUUGCGAAACAGUUUCUCGCAAAACAAAAAUUACUGGUACAGUUAUGUACACUUCAAAAAACGACAGCGACAUUUGCAGCUGUAGAUUAGGCGACAACGGUCUCCUAAAGCAAGCGACAUUGCGACACAGCUACCCCCCUUGGAAGGCCUCGAUAAUAGCCGGGAGCUGGGAAAAAUACCCGGCUGUCAAAAUUAUUUUUCCAGCUGAAAAAAAUGCAGUCUUUAAAAAGGCAACUGUUUUCUUCUCAUGUUAUCUGCCCAUCAAAUGCCAUUUCCCAUCGGUUAUAAAUUUAAGCUACAUCCCUUGUGGUUGGCUGGUAUCGGCUUCCAAGUUUCACUUUUUUGUCACUCUGUAACUAAACUUUCUUCAAUUCAAAGCAAACAUUCACAUGGUGAAAAAAACCUCUAAUGAAGAUACUGGUGGUUGUUUAAUUUUUUGCAUCACUAAUAAGUGUAGCCAGCAUUUCAGGUCAUGCCUCUUAUGAUUAAAAAAGUGGACCUUUUCAAAAACUGGGAAAUCAAAAUAUUCUGGUUCCAUCAGCUUGUCGAGUCACAUGUAAGAUACAUUUUUGGAAAUAAUCAAAACAUUAAAUAUUAAUUAUUUUUUUGUCUUGUUACAGCAAACCAAGUCCAGAUGCAAUGACUGAAUACAACAAGAAAGUAGAAUUCCUUAAAGGUUUAAUAGAAACACAGAAAAUGGUGAGACAGGGAUCAGUGUUUUGAAAUCUUAAGAUGCGCAUCUGUUGUUGCAUUUAAAUGGGAAAAAUGAAUAAAUAAAUAAAUAAAUAAUUAUUAUUAUUGUUUAGGAAUAAAUUAUUAGGAAAUGCUUGUCAUCAGAGAAUAUACAAGUACAAUAAAUUGUAUAUUGUUUGUAUGUUAAGUAUUUACCGCUGGUUGCAUGUAAGCGUGGACACGAGAUAAAAAAACAUGUUCUAAUAGGGUGCCUGACAUGCCGUUAAAGCGAACUGUCACACCAAAGGUAAGUUGUUUUUAUGUUUUUGAGUGGCAUGGUCUGCUCAUAUUUCAUUUAUUUUUACACAUUGACCUUCCAUACAUUGUCUCUGUUUUAUUUAGGUGAGUAAAACUUACAUGCAUAUGCAUGUAAAAAUUAUGGGACAGUGGAAAUCCACCAUCAGUCAUAAGGGGAAAUUCCAGGCACCCUUCAAUUUCUUCUGGCUCUGAAAAUACCAUAAUAAUUUAGGUUUGUGAGAAGCUCUCAAAUUCUCCUUUCCAAGGGUUUGUUCCCUUUAAUUUUCUAUUGCAGUUAGUGUAGAUCCAUGUUAAAUAGGACUUACCUUCACUUUGUUUUGUAGAAAACACCAACACAAAAACUUCUUGCCAGUCGGCAGUUAGUACGUCCACUGAGUCAAACAUCGAAUGCACAGACCACAGAGGGAGACAAAGGACAAACAGUAAACAGAGCACAAGAACUUCAUGUCAGGGCAAAGUCACAGAUUAAUAAAGAGAUGAGAAGUGAACUUCUGGCAGAAGGUGAGAAUAAUGCAGCUAAAAAUACUUCACUUCUGAUACAAUGCACUUGUAAGUUAGUUUAUUUGAUAUUUUGUUGAUUUUUGCAAGGAUCAUGCACAUAACUGGUUUACAUUCCUCGACACAUUAUGGUUUUCUGAACUUAAUAUUGUGAGUCACAAAACUAAGCACCUUACCAUGGCACAUUCAUUUUGCCUUGUUUGGGGACAUUUUGUGACAUGAAAUACUUUGAUUUUUUAAAAAUAACUUGAAUAAAAUAUUAUUUAAUUAAUUUAUUAGUGCUAGAAUUUAACAAGGAACCUUGCUCAUUUUCCAGAAAAUAAGAAAGACAGUCAUGGAGUGCGAAACAGGUGACUUAUUAUAUUUUACUUGCAUAUUACUAGUUUGGUCCCUUAGCCACUGUAGAUUUUAAAUCCCCCAUAAUCACUCUGUUUGCUCCCUACAUUUGGCAUAAACUAUAGUCUUCAAAUGUAGCCUACAAUCAAGCUCUUCGGGAUGCUCCGGCAGCGGGAAAAAGUUGAUGCAAAAUGCUUAUUGGCGGAGAUGACAUUAGUAAUGAUGUCAUUACCCUUGGCGUGUGCCGUCAUGUGUUUUUCAAUGCUUGUUUACCUUUGUGCGCAUUUCUGCUCUGCACUUACUUGCAAGCUGUCCUUCCUUUUCCUGCCCUGCUGCCAGAGUGCCCUGGAAAGAUUGCUCGCAGGCUACUUCAAAUGCUCCUGGGAGAAGUGCAUAAUUCCAAUGGCAUUUAAACACAAAAACUUUACUUAUAUACAAAACCAGGGAGGCAAGAGCAGUGUUUUUUGCAGUAAUUCAAAAAAUAAUAGUUAAUGGAAACAAAUCCCUGGUAGCAAGUCAGUAUUAAUGCUCUGGUGUUAACUUAAUACUUUCUGCAACAUUGAAUUGUUAGUUAGUGUGGUGAACAAUUAAAAUCUGCCUUCUAUAAAUAGCCUAUGUUCCAGCUCCAGGCCCACACAGUUUAAAACCUCAGGGUGUGUUUCAUUUGAAUGAUCCAAAUAAGGAUCAGUGACCUGUGAUCACUCGAGUUAUAGCACAUCAAAGGAUCAGACAAAUCGACCGUGGGAAAGGAUUCAUCAGUUCACUUGACGUACCAUGAUCUGAAUGAUCUCUGAUCUGGAUCACUCAAAGGAACUCUAACUAUAAUUAUAGCUAGGCUAUACGUGUAGUGUCUGCCAUACACAGGCUACCUGUUUCUGACAAACCCUUUUCUUGAAGAUUAACAGGGAACAAGAAAAGUGAUACAAAUGAUGAAAGCAUUGACUCUGUUCUACAAUACCAUCAGAACUUACAGGAAAAUAUAGCAGAGGAAAUGAUAAAAAUGGCUCAGCAUAUAAAACAUACAUCUGUCAUGGCCAGCAACAUUAUUAAAGAAGAUAACAAGGUUACUAGGAUGUUUGUGGUUUAAUAACAGUAAAUAACAAAUUAUUGGAUGAGGUCUUUUCCUGACAUCUGAAACAGACUAGGUGAAGUACAUAUUAUUGGCUGAAGCUGAUAACUCUUACCGAGACUUUGAUUAUUGCGAAUACCAUAUUUCUUUGAAUAAUAGCCGUCCCUGAAUUAAUCGCCACCCUUAAAUAAUUGCCCCCCUUUGAUGGAAAUGUUUAAAAUAAUCGCCUCCCCCACCUCUAUAGGUUACCCACUAGGGAUAGCCAUUGUGGAACUUGGAGGAUGGAGCUAAAGUGGAGUCUGAUUCAGCAAAACUCAUCAGUGAUGAUUCAAGCUCUGAUGCCAAGGAAAUUGACAGCAAAAAUUAAUCUGAAGGAACCAAAUUUGGAACACUUUAAAUGCCAAUGUUCUUUUAUCUGAUGUGAUUAUUUUUUUAUUUAAUGGGAAAAUAGAACAAAAUAUUUAGGGCAUGACUUCUAGUCAGCUAUAUUUGAAAUAGUGGCCUCCCUCGAAUAAUCACCCCCUUUUGGUGCAAAAAAAAAAUAAUAAUAAUCGCCCCCAGCUAUUUAAUUUGAGGAAAUACGGUAUCCCAAAAACCAAAUCCAAUGAGAAUUGUUUUAUUAAACACAGUUGUGAGGAAGAUAGUCUUUUGAUAAACACAUUGUUCUUGAAUACAAAGCUUUGUGCCCACAGUUUCAAGGCUGUUAUAAAUAUGAUCAGCUACCAAGGUGACUCCUGGCCUACUGUUAUAAAUUUAAUAGAAUAAAAAUAGAACCACAAGAAAUCUGUACCUGUUAGAUUCCCUGCCUGCUUGUUUCCUGCAACUUGAAAUCUUAGUGACAGCCAUGUAAAUUUGUAUCACUAAGUUUCUUUUCUAUUGUAGAGACGAAUUACCCAAAUUUUGGGCAAAACCACUGCCAAGAAUGCAAAAAGUCCACUUUUGGUUGACGUGCAUUAUUCAAAAUAAAGGCUUUAAACCGGCCCAUAUAAAGGAUAAUGCCUGAGCCCCAAGGCCUUGUUAAAAAUAAACCGAGCGCCUGAGUUCAUUGUUUUUAACUAGGCGUUGGGCCAAGGGGUAUUGGUUAAUUUACUUUUCCUUUGUUUUAGAACCAGCAAGUCAUAAUUAGGAUCUCCUGUUCCACCUCAGUGACCUGGGCUUUAAUUUAUUGAAAAGAAUAACUAAUGUUCAAAACAAUAGAAAGGUGCAUUAAUAACAAGGAAGGCGUAUUUACAAAUCGGUCAAUUUACAAAGGCUUCAUGUACAGACAACAGAGAUAAACUUUGAAAAACUUACUGUUCAAUUUUGUGUUUUGUUUUUUAGACCUUGGAGCAGUCAACAAAGCUUGCAGAUUCAAAUUUUGAGAAACUUCAACGAGAAUCAGAAAGACUUGAGGAAUUAACACAGACACCAUGUUCCUGGUGGAUCUGGAUUAUGAUAAGUACAGUCUGCAUAGUGUUUAUGUGGAUGAUUAUAUUUAUAAGACUUUUCCCAAAGAAGUGA